Molecule: messenger RNA, 4182 nt
Organism: Penaeus vannamei (Pacific white shrimp)
Lineage: Eukaryota; Metazoa; Arthropoda; Malacostraca; Decapoda; Penaeidae
Source: RefSeq, a predicted model, not a curated record
AUGUCGCUGAUUUGGAACAGCGGUUCAGGAGGAAGCGGUCAGCAUGCAAAGGCGGGCGAGGAGGUCAAAGGCGUACACUUCCCCAGCAAAGUGAAUCAACGUUUUCUUGCGUUCCAGUACGUGCCCCCGAAGCCUGGGCAGAACGGAUGGCGAGCACCGAAGAAAAGCGAUGUUAUAUCGUCCAUCCCGCCUCCCAGCUCUGGCCCAACGCCCACGCCCUUGCCUCUGGGCAUGAGAGAGCUGAGUCCGCCCCUCAGCGGCCGGCAGACGAGUCCAACGAGAUCCCUGGGGCGACAUACCAGCCCGCCCAUACCUACAGGUCGACACAUGAGCCCCCCGCCCAUGCACCACUCCUCCCGCAGGACCUCCACCUCCUCCGUGUCCUCCUUGGGGCGCUCGGGAUCCAUGUCUCUUGGACGCUCCGCUGGCAAGCAGUUUUCAGCUCUCCUUAAGUCAGUGACGGGGUGCAGCUCAGGAUAUGGGUCUUCCUACGGCCAGUCUUCGGGCUACGGCCAGUCCUCACGCUACGGCCAAUCUUCGGGCUACGGCCAGUCCUCCGGUUAUGGCCAGUCUUCCGGCUACGGCCAGUCCUCAGGCUACGGACAAUCGUCAGGCUACGGACAGUCUUCGGGCUACGGACAGUCGUCGGGCUACGGACAAUCGUCAGGCUACGGGCAAUCGUCAGGCUACGGACAAUCGUCGGGCUACGGGCAGUCCAGCGGCGGAUACGGCCUGUCGCGAAUGCAGGUCGGCAGGUCGUCCUUCUCCGGCGGCAACCCGUCCCUCGUCCGCCAGGGCUCGCUGAGGUCUUCCUUGAGGCGCACGGCCGGGAACAGCACCAUGGCCCGACACCGCGACCUCGCCUCCGAUAUGAUGGCGAGCGUGUGUAUCAGCGGCAAUCCCAAACGCGGUGAACCGGAGGGCGACGAAGCAGACGAGACGCCGCCAUCUUGUUCCUUUUUAAGGGAGGAUAAUUAUAAAAAUAAAGACGAGAAAGAAAUUAGUAAUCAGAAAAAAAGAAAAGGAAAUAGGACAGAACAGAAUAACAAAGAUAGACACGAAAGGAAGGUCGAAGCGUCGAGAAGUUCCGCCAUUCCUGAAGAGAGUGAUGUGGCGCCUCGGAGAACAGCGACCGAAAGUGAGAUCGAGAAUAACAGAAAGAACGAUAUGAAGAUCAGAGAAAAGAGUCGCAAAACAAAGUGCGAUACGAACGGUGACUUUGUGAUUCAGGACGUGUUCAUUAACGACCCGAAAGUGAACGAAAACGGUUGCGAGGUUGAGAGUGAUAACGAGAUCUUAGAGGAGCUGAAAUACAACUACGACAGCGAGGAAGACUUCGACAUUCCCACCGAAGAGAAUUUCCUCAAAUCUUCCACGUCGGUCAGCGGGGACGAUGACGUCAUAGAGACGUCUUUCGGAAGGCCAAGGUCCGUGCACUUCGAGGACGAAAAGUGGGAAAAUGGCGAAUAUAGAAUAAGGGAAGAUAAGGAAGUGGAACUGAUGGACUCCUGGGAGCAUGAGGCCCACGCCAAGAGGCCAGAAGACCCCCAGGAGGGCUUGCCGUUCUCGGGGAUGGGCAGGCUGAGCAACGUCAAGAGCGCCAACACGGAGAGCGUGCGGGAGAUUUUUCGUCGGAAAAGGGAGGAGUUUGGCGAUAGCGCGGAGCAGGACGGCCGGAGAAGAAUUCCCUCCAACGAGAGAGGAAGAACGGAUUCCCAGGAGCGGAAAGGGCGCUCGAGGUCCAAGGAAAAGUCCCCUCACGACUCGGACAGAGGCAGAAAGCCAGUGAGCGUGAGCGGCGGCAGCGACCCCGAGAGGAAGCCUCUGUCGAGGUCGCGGAGCCCCAAGAAGGAGAACGGGCUCGUGCGGGGCGGCGUCACGCUCGUGCCCGUCAACGGCAGCGCCCUCAACGCCCUCAACGCCGGGGUUAUCAUUUCCAGGAGGGAUUACGCGAUGUUCAAAUCGCUGGUCGAUUCUCAGAGUUUUUGCAAUAACAAAUCAGAAAAGAGUCCGUUGCAGACCACAACGAAGCCAAGAAAGCUUGGACCUCCGAAAUCAGGAGGCCAAAAAAGACCCGAGGAAACCCCCUAUGACCCCUUCUCGGCAGCAGAACUGCAGAUGCAAGCGCUGAUGGGGCCCGCCGCCUCGUCCCCCUCCCCCUCCAAGAAGAGCUCUGGCCUCGGGGCGAUGGGGCUCGGGAUGGGGGUGUCCAUGGCGGACUCGAUCAGGACGGAGGGCACUGGGAGGGAGUCGCCGGACUUUGAGUUUAGCCUUGGUCUUUUCGAGGACGAGGAGGGUCGCCUUUCUAGGGAGAAAUCUCCGGAACAUGGGUUGUUGAGUUCAAGUGUAGGAAACGGAUAUUCGUCCGUGAGUAAUGGAUUGUCUGGGCGAGAUUAUUUAUCCAAAGGGAUUGGUUCACCUUCUCCGAGGAGGGCUAAUGAGGGUAGAUGGUCUUGGGAGAAUUCAAGCAAUGCGUCUCCGGAGCGUACAUCACUUGGGCUUACUUCUUCAUUGUUCAGGAAACCAUCGUGGUCAUCAUCACCCAGGGAAACCUUAGCUGACACUCCGACACGUGAAUCCCCUUCGUGGUCUUCUCUCGUGCAGAAAUCUGCCACGAAAGACGGUCACAAUUGGUCAUCAUCCACUCGGGAAUCGCCCUCCCGAGACACGCGUAGUUGGUCCUCGCCAGCUAGGGACAGUAACCAUCAGGAUAGUCAGUCGUAUGGUAGUCACAGAUGGUCUUCGCCUGCUCGUAGCAGUCCCUCGAGAGAUGACGCAAAUCUGGAUAGUAAGUCACUUAAUAAUCAUAGAUUGUCUUCGCCAUCUCGCAGUAGCCCAUUAAGAGAUAAUAUUAAUCAAGACAAUCACUCAAAUAGUCAUAGAUGGUCGUCUCUCAGUCCGGCAAGGGACACCGCGGAUCCAGACACACAGUCCCUUGGUAAUAAUAGGUGGUCGUCCCCUUCCCGAAGUAGUCCCACAAGGACGACCAGUGCGUUAGACUCCAACCAAAGGUCAUCAGCUGCACGUGAUGUAGAGGGCUCGUCUUGCCUUGGUAGUUAUAAUCGGUCUCCAUCUCGAGACAGCAGUAACACAACAUCGUUAUCCACGCAUGAUGUAGACAGAUGGUCCUCCCCGACCCGAGACACCCCCACCCCCGCCACCCACUCAUCCCCCAGGACGGCGGUCAAGAGAUGGAGAGACACAGGGAACAGCGAGACGUCUUCAGGCUGGAGUGCGGACACCUCCAGCGGCCUGGGGACCCACAGUAGCACAUACAAUCGGUACUUGAGCGGCUCAUCCACGAGUUCGUCGGCCAAUCCAAGGGGGCUCUUGUCAUCAUUGGAUUCGGCGGGGCACUCUGGCCGAGCUUCUUAUAGUGACAGCAUAAGCAAGUCUUCAGGAUUUGAGACUUAUAGAGCAAAUAGUACUUCCAAUGACUGCAGUCCAGACCCUGAUAAGAAAUCAUUUGAUGGCGAGAACGAUGCCCAGAUGCGGGUGUCGAGUGGGUCGUCGUCGGAUUCCUCCUUGCCCCCGCUGUCGUCCCCGUCCAGCUCCGCGUCCCCGGCUGGCAUGGGUAAGCCAGAUAGUGCGUCGUCGUCCAUGGGAAUGCCGAGGUUCUGCCACGAGUGCGGUCACAAGUACCCGGUCCUUAUGGCGAAGUUCUGCUGCCAGUGCGGGUCUCGGCGAAUUAGUGGGGACAAGUAACAGGGAGCGAGACAUCAACAUGAAAAUCUCUACAUCAAAUAUCAUGAUGUUCACUCGUCAUUCAUCAUACUUCCAUUUGUCAUGUUCCAUGCGGUUUACAUAUUGUCAUACACGAAAACAGCAUAUUCUCAUCCACUGUGUUAUUUCAGCUCAAAGUGCAGGUAAUAUGAUAUCAAAAUGAGUUUGGUUACUGCAAACAGUUAUUGUAACCUAAAUUUCUACAUACAGUGCCGAUUUGCAAUUUUUUUAUACUCUGUCAUUCUCUAAAUACUUUGCUUUGCUAAGUUAUUUCUAUUAAACGCCCAAAUUGUAUAAUUCACUUUCUUUUCAUAAUUAAUAUUCAUGACAAACGGUUGUCUGCGUGGGAUCCAUCACUUUCGGCGUAAAGGAAAAUGUAUGAGUAUAAGUGUCUGAACUUUUAAUUUUUCCAUUACUAAUACGUUUUGUAUAAAAAGCAGGUGAUAUUAAGUUCUUUUU